Molecule: messenger RNA, 790 nt
Organism: Tauraco erythrolophus (red-crested turaco)
Lineage: Eukaryota; Metazoa; Chordata; Aves; Musophagiformes; Musophagidae
Source: RefSeq, a predicted model, not a curated record
UUCUUCUCUGUUCUCUUUCAGAAAGAUGAGGUGUACCUCAACUUGGUGCUGGACUAUGUUCCUGAAACAGUAUACAGAGUUGCCAGACAUUAUAGUCGGGCCAAACAGACACUCCCUAUGAUUUAUGUCAAGUUGUACAUGUAUCAGCUGUUCCGGAGUUUAGCCUAUAUCCAUUCCUUUGGGAUCUGCCACCGGGAUAUAAAACCACAGAACCUCUUGCUGGACCCUGAUACAGCUGUUCUAAAACUCUGUGACUUCGGAAGUGCGAAACAGCUGGUUCGUGGAGAACCUAAUGUCUCAUACAUCUGCUCUCGGUACUACAGGGCACCAGAGUUGAUCUUUGGAGCCACCGAUUAUACCUCCAGUAUAGAUGUGUGGUCAGCAGGCUGUGUACUGGCUGAACUGUUACUAGGACAACCAAUCUUUCCAGGUGACAGUGGUGUGGAUCAGUUGGUGGAAAUAAUCAAGGUUCUGGGAACGCCUACAAGGGAGCAAAUUAGAGAAAUGAAUCCAAACUAUACUGAAUUCAAAUUCCCUCAGAUUAAGGCACAUCCAUGGACUAAGGACUCGUCAGGAACAGGACAUUUCACCUCAGGAGUACGGGUCUUCCGGCCCCGCACUCCACCAGAAGCGAUUGCGCUAUGUAGCCGUCUGUUGGAGUACACCCCCACUGCCCGCCUGACUCCCCUGGAGGCCUGUGCCCACUCUUUCUUCGAUGAACUACGGGACCCAAAUGUCAAGUUACCAAAUGGGCGAGAGAAACCUGCACUCUUCAAUUUCACCACUCAAG